AUGAUAGCUAAUGCGGGUUUUGACUUGAACUCCACAGUCGCCAAUGUUUGUGAUCCUGGAGGUUGGAAGUGGCCGAACACAUGGCUGAUUCGGUUCCCAGAUUUGAACAACGUGCAACCGGUUAUGUUCCACCCGAACGUGCAGGAUAGGGUCGUAUGGAGAAUGAGAUCGGGCAUGGAUAUGGAUUAUCAGACUGCGUGUGUGUGGGACGAUAUUCGGACUCAUCGGAAUGAGGUGUCUUGGGCUAGCCUAGUGUGGUAUCCUCAAGCUAUUCCUCGUCACUCGUUCUUUAUGUGGGCUGGGCCUGAUUCACAUGACCACCCGUUCUUUGCGUGUCCUUAUGCGACACAAAUUUGGCAUGGUGUUAGGGGGAAGGUGGACAUGGGAUCGAUUAACUCUUCAUGGGAUGAGAUUUACAUGUAUUUGUUGCUGUUUGCGGAGUCUAAGAAGGCCGCGCAUGUGAUUAUGAAGCUAGUGGUUGGGGCGUCCGCGUAUUUUGUCUAG
Molecule: messenger RNA, 504 nt
Organism: Helianthus annuus (common sunflower)
Lineage: Eukaryota; Viridiplantae; Streptophyta; Magnoliopsida; Asterales; Asteraceae
Exons: 2
Coding region: 1-504 (167 amino acids)
Source: RefSeq, a predicted model, not a curated record